AUGUUAGGAACCCUAACCCUCCCCGCCGGAAAUCCCCUCUGUUUCUCGCCGGAGAAUAGCCAAUUUUCUCCCGUCAGGUCUCCAAGUAAUAUACCUACGACGGCCCGGAGAUUGAGCAAUCGGAGAUGCAAGGUUUCCUCUGUUUGCGCAUUCACCGAGGUCGAUUCGGCCACGGCCACGGCCACGCGGAGGCCGUCCAGCCUGUACGAGGUGCUCCGGGUCAAGCGGACGGCGUCGCCGACGGAGAUCAAGACAGCGUACAGGAGCCUGGCCAAGAUGUACCACCCGGACGCGGUGCGAUCGGACGGCCAGGAUUUCAUGGAGAUCCACAACGCCUAUGCCACGCUGUCCGAUCCGGCGGCCCGGUCGCUCUACGAUCUCUCCCUGGGUGCCCAGUUCCAGGGGCGACCCUUCGAUUUCUCCGCUCGCAGUCGGGCCGGAUUUUACACGACCCGGAGAUGGGAAACAGAUCAGUGCUGGUAG
Alnus glutinosa is the source of this 483-nucleotide messenger RNA. RefSeq names its product chaperone protein dnaJ 11, chloroplastic. Bases 1 to 483 code for a protein of 160 amino acids. The record is from RefSeq and is a predicted model, not a curated record. Lineage: Eukaryota; Viridiplantae; Streptophyta; Magnoliopsida; Fagales; Betulaceae. The transcript has a single exon.